UUAUUUUGCAGUAUUAUGCCAUCAGUGCGGCGCUUGCCGCUACUCCACUAGAAUGGCCAAGUCUGACGGCAAAGCAGGAGAUUCUCAGGCAGAUGAUUCUGGUGUGUUGAAGCUCGCAGAGAAGGAACGGAAGAGGCAGAAGAUGCUGGACUCUGGUUUUACUGAAGCAGAGAUCAUGGCUAUGGAGUUCUCACAGGAACAUGGGAUGUAUCAGAACCGAUUGACGAAUGCCGAUGUUCGAGGAGACAGUACCGAGAAGAAAGAGAAGAAAAAGAAGAAGAAGAAGAAGAAGAAGUCCAAGAAAGAGAAGAAAGCCAAGACGCCAGAUGGAGAAGUGAUAGAUUUGGACAGCAGCAAGGAAGAUGAUGAGAAGAGCAAGGAGAAGAAGCAUAAGAAGAAGAAAAAGAAGGAAAAAAAGCACCACCAUCAUCACCACCACCGUGAGCAGGAUGGAGACGAAUCUGUGAGCACCUCUGGGCUACUCCAAUGUGACCCGGAGGAUGAUGAUGAGUCGCGACCUGCGGAUCCUUUCAACCCUCUGAAUGAGGCCUACGACGUUGGAAAGUAUGAGGAACUCCAGCACCGGCAUAAGCGAAGGCGUACGCAUGGACGGCGAUGGGAUCAUGACUGGUAUCGUCAACGAUCACCGUCACCGAUACGAGAGAGGACGGAUGGGCCGAUGUGGGAUACACGAGCAGGGUCUUGGAGGAGUCGAGCGGGGGGAGUGUGUUUGGCUCCCACAGAAGAAGAUCAAGAGGAAGAGCCAGCACGGUAUAAGAUACCGUUGAGGGUUCAGUUGUAUGAAAGAGAAAAGGAAAAGUGGGAGCAAGAAGAGACUCAAUGGCCGCAGCAGGAUCAGGGAGACAACUGGGCAGCAUCGCCGCCCGAACCCACAGAGGAGGUGGAUGAGGGGCCUCGGCCUAGGCGAGGAAGUCCGGUCUAUGUGCUAGACGAACCCCUUUAGUUCCCAUCCAGCCUCGUUUCCAUCGUGUUU
This is a messenger RNA of Perkinsus marinus ATCC 50983, 994 nucleotides long. Its product is annotated as knob-associated histidine-rich protein, putative. NCBI's taxonomy places the organism in Eukaryota, Perkinsozoa, Perkinsida, Perkinsidae. The record is from RefSeq and is a predicted model, not a curated record. Bases 53 to 964 code for a protein of 303 amino acids. The transcript is spliced from 6 exons.